Molecule: messenger RNA, 687 nt
Organism: Leptosia nina
Lineage: Eukaryota; Metazoa; Arthropoda; Insecta; Lepidoptera; Pieridae
Source: the annotation of a GenBank genome assembly
AUGUCAGACGGGACGGAGAGCGGUGCGGGUCUUGCUUGGCGAUUGCUGGCAACAUUAGAAGGAGGUUCGCUUUUCCUCGCCACUUCAGCAUUAAUAGCCUACACCGCUAGAGCCAGGGUUAAGAAGCAUAAACGACACCGAAAUGUCAACAGUGUUCUUGUAACAAAUACAAGGAAUGCCCUAGGAAGCGAAGUGAAACGCAGACUUGAAGCAUGCGGUUGUGUGGUGCACAACUGCGAGUCUAGCGACGCGACAAGCGUUCCAGCCAAAGUGGACGCGUUGCUUGUCAUCGGGGCGGAAACUCGGCCCGGUCUAGAUGGAAUUUCCGAGCUUGUUUCAGCUGAUAUUUACGACAACUUAAAGUUACUAGAAACUCUAUCGUUGGUAGUGCAACGCGGCGGUUGCAUCGCAUGGGCAUCAGCAGGUGCCACAGACGACGCCUUCAGUGAGGCUACACACGCUUUCGACGCAGUCAUUCGAGCGAGUUUAAAAUACGUGGCUAAGAAAGCUCGAUGUGAAGCCAUCUGGAUAGACAGAGACGACAGUGUGGAACGGGUAGCGGAUAAUGUAAUCGCUACGCUUGUACCUUGCGACACCAGGCAGCAGAGAGUACAAACCUAUCAAGUUAGAAAUAUUGCAGUACAAAUAAGCAAAUUUUUCGGUAGAUGGCUGAAAAUAAUCACAUAA